Molecule: messenger RNA, 1391 nt
Organism: Cuscuta epithymum
Lineage: Eukaryota; Viridiplantae; Streptophyta; Magnoliopsida; Solanales; Convolvulaceae
Source: the annotation of a GenBank genome assembly
UUAAAUAUAAUAAGAUGAAAGUGUUGGGGUGAAAAUAGAAUAUCCAAGGACUUCGGCAUGGAAAGAUGGCGUGAUAAUGGAUAAUCCGGAUAGGCAUCACCGCUCAGUGUUGCGUAGUGAGCCCAUAAUAUCACCACAUCAAUCCUCACAGCCAUGGAUCGAUCGAACUACGUCCCGAGCACAUCCUUAGAAGAAUUCAGUAAGCAGCCUCUUCACGAUAUGAACCUAAAUUGGUCACCUACCGAUUGCAGAGCUAAUGAUCGCCCAGAAGGAGAAUUGAAAGACAAUUUAGCUGCAAGGAAAGUUCAGAAAGCUGAUCGGGAGAAACUGAGGAGGGAUCGUAUGAAUGAGCAGUUUGCCGAAUUGGGAAGCACUCUCGAUCCGGAUAGACCUAAAAAUGAUAAAGCCUCAAUCAUCAUUGAUACAAUUCAAAUGGUGAAGGAGUUAACGGAUCAAGUUAGCAGACUCAAGGAUGAGUAUACUGCUCUUACUGAAGAAUGUCGCGAGGUGAUGAUCCCCUGACUUAUAUCCCGUUUGUUGACUCAAGAAAAGAAUGAUCUUAGAGAAGAGAAGGCAUCCAUUAGAUCUGAUACUGAAAGUCUGAACGCUGAAUACCUACAAAGACUCAGGACUGUGUAUCCAUGGGCAGGGAUGGAGCAUCCGCUGGUCAUGUGCCCGCCUCCAUACCCGUACCCAGUACCCGUCCCAAUUCCAGCCGGACCAACUCCAUUGCAUCCACCAAUGCAACCUUACCCGUUCUUUGGCACCCCAAAUGCAGCUGUCAUGCACAACAAUUGCCCAACUUUUGUUCCAUAUAUGACACCCAAUCCAAUUAUCAAACAACCACCUGCACACAUCUACCCUGUCGCUCAACCUCAUAACCGAACCAUUCAUGGUUCAACAAAGCAGGACUCCAGAAAGAGGUCAGAUACUCAAACAAGUGAUGACUCAACAGAUGAUGUUGCAACAGAUUUAGAGCUCAAGACACCUGGAUCUACAUCUGAGGUGUCAUCAUCAGUACAAAAGAGGGCUAAGAAACGUGCAAUGGAGGAGAGCAGCCGGACCGAUGCAAGUUCUUCUAGCGUGUGUUCAUCAUCUCAAAGUGUUCAUGUUCUUUCAGCAAGCAGUGCAGUAGGUGGUGACACUAAGAAGGAUGAGAAACAGAGUAGUAGGGAGGUGUAAUAUCUCUGUCCAUAGAUUUGCAGUCUUUUAUGUUAUUAUCACCUAACUGUACUGUACCUUAAACAGUCUAACUUAGUGUCCAUGUAUUUAAUGCUAUUAAGUGAUGUCCAAUAAUGGCUGAUUAUUGAACUUAAUAAUAUUCGUUAUUUGUUAGGCAAUCCCGGAUUGAGAUUAUUUUCCUCAAUCCUAGUUGGUUGCAGAUGAUCUGG